Messenger RNA from Sporothrix brasiliensis 5110, 1611 nucleotides. Its product is annotated as amino acid transporter, AAT family. NCBI's taxonomy places the organism in Eukaryota, Fungi, Ascomycota, Sordariomycetes, Ophiostomatales, Ophiostomataceae. Gene Ontology annotation, molecular function: amino acid transmembrane transporter activity. The record is from RefSeq and is a predicted model, not a curated record. Gene Ontology annotation, cellular component: membrane. Gene Ontology annotation, biological process: amino acid transmembrane transport. The transcript has a single exon. Bases 1 to 1611 code for a protein of 536 amino acids.
AUGGGGACUCCCAACGCCGGCGACGACCUCGAACAGGUGGACAGCCAGGCCAAGGCGCAGGUCGAGGACGUCCACUCCGCCGGCGACCACGGCCACCUCAACCGCGGCCUCAAGGAGCGCCACGUGCAGUUUAUUGCCAUUGGCGGCACCAUCGGCGUGGGCCUGUUUGUGGGCAUCGGCAACGCGCUGGCGACGGGCGGCCCGCUGUCGCUGUUCCUGGGCUACCUCUUCACGUCCAUGGCCAUCUGGGCCAUGAUGCAGGGCGUCGGCGAGAUGGCGUCGCUGCUGCCGCUGCCGGGCAUGAUUGCGCAGAGCUGCACGCGGUUUGUCGACCCGGCCCUGGGCUUUUCCGUCGGCUGGAACCAGUGGUACAACUGCGCCAUCGCCAUUGCCGGCGAGACGGCCGGCGCCGUCCUGCUGGUGCAGUACUGGACGGACAUCAACCCGGCGGCGUGGAUCUCCAUCAUCCUGGUCGCGGUGUUUGCGCUCAACUUCUGCGCCGUCGCCGUCUACGGCGAGGCCGAGUUCUUCUUUGCCUCGCUCAAGAUCGUCACCAUCAUCGGCCUCCUGAUUCUCGGGCUGGUGCUCGACCUCGGCGGCGGCCCCAGCCACGACCGCAUCGGCUUUCGCUACUGGGUGCACCCGGGCGCGAUGAACGAGUACAUUGCCACGGGCAGCGCGGGCCGCUUCCUGGGGCUGUUCAGCACGCUCAUCAGCGCCGCCUACGCGUUUGGCGGCGCCGAGCAGGUGGCCGUCGCGGCCGGCGAGACGCACAACCCGACGCGCGCCAUCCCGCAGGCCGUGCGGCGCGUGCUGUGGCGCCUGGCCCUCUUCUACGUCCUGGGCGCCUUCUUUGUCGGCCUGCUCGUGCCGUCCGACGACCCGGACCUCGUCAGCGGCAGCGGCGUCAAGGCGUCGCCCUGGGUCAUUGCCAUCCAGUCGGCCGGCAUCCCCGUCCUGCCGCACCUCAUCAACGCCGUCCUCAUCACGUCGGCCGCGUCGUCGGCCAACGCCAACCUGUACACGGGCUCGCGCUACCUGUUCGCCAUGGCCCAGCAGCGCCAGGCGCCGCGGUUCCUGCUCGCCUGCAACCGCCAGGGCGUGCCCUACUACUGCGUCGGCGCCACCGCCGUCUUUGGCCUGCUGGCCUACAUGACGGUGUCGUCGGCGUCGUCCAACGUCUUCCACUGGCUGUCGGGCCUCGUCGCCACCAGCUACCUGCUGACGUGGACGUGUCUCUGCUACGCCUACACGCGCUUCCGCCGCGCCCUCCUGGCCCAGGGCAUCGAGCGGUCGUCGCUGCCCUUCCGCGGCCCCGGCCAGCCGUACACGGCCUGGUGCGGCCUCGUGUUUUUCGUCGUCGUGCUGCUGUUCAACGGCUUUGCCGUCUUUACGCACGGCAACUGGAACGCCCAGAACUUUGUGUCGGCCUACGUCGGCAUCCCCAUCUUUGCCGGCUUCUUCUCGUUCUGGAAGCUGGUGAAAAAGACCAAAAUGGUCGCCCUCGACGAGAUGGACCUGUACACGGGCCGCGUCGAAGGCGACGAGCGCGACAGCCCGCAGCAGAAGCAAAAGACCCAGUUGCAGAAGAUUCUGUCCAAAAUCCUGUAG